This is a messenger RNA of Pistacia vera, 327 nucleotides long. Its product is annotated as 15-cis-phytoene desaturase, chloroplastic/chromoplastic-like. The coding region runs from base 32 to 292 and encodes 86 amino acids. Lineage: Eukaryota; Viridiplantae; Streptophyta; Magnoliopsida; Sapindales; Anacardiaceae. Gene Ontology annotation, molecular function: oxidoreductase activity. The transcript has 2 exons. The record is from RefSeq and is a predicted model, not a curated record.
UAGAAGUCCUCUAUUGAGUGUGUACGCCGACAUGUCUGUAACAUGUAAGGAAUAUUACAACCCUAACCAAUCCAUGCUGGAGUUAGUUUUUGCCCCUGCUGAAGAAUGGAUCUCACGCAGUGACUCAGAAAUAAUUGAUGCGACAAUGAAGGAUCUUGCUAAACUCUUUCCUGACGAAAUUUCUGCUGAUCGAAGCAAAGCAAAAAUUGUGAAGUACCAUGUUGUAAAAACACCAAGGUUAGAUGGCCAACCUUUUAAACCUUUCUGUAAAUUUCAAAGGUUCCAAUCCUAGAUUUAUUUAACAUAGUAAGUUUUUGUUGAUGCAAC